AUGAUUUGCCUGGUCCUUCCCUUCCACUGUGGUUUCCUCUUUCCUGCCAUUGAAACAUUAAUCAUGGCUUAUUAUACGUCCUUACUUCUGGCCAGUUCACAGGGACACUUCCCAAGACUUGAAAAUGUGGGUGCUUUCAAACACGUUUCCAUUGUGCCAAGCCAAGCAACCUGUGGACUGCCAGAGCGGAGUGCUUUUUGUCAAAGUACUGUUGAAAGUUUUCACUCCUGUACACAACAAUUCUGCACUCAGGAGUGUCCGUACAGAUCAUCGCCUGCCUCUUAUACUGCCAUGCUCUCAGAAAGACUGGGAUUCUGCAUCACACGAGACAAGCAUGAUUUGCAUCCUGGAGCCUUCAGCAACUCAUCAAGCUUUAUUUUUCAUAACCUACACGAUUGCUUUUCCACUCCCCAUGCUCAGAAGCUUGCAACUUCAUUUACUUUAACAGUGUGGCUGAAACCUGAGAAAGAAGGUGUAAUGUGUAUAGUGCAGAAAGCUGUUGAUGGGCAGACUGUGUUCAAGCUUACAAUCUCUGAGAAAGAGACCAUGUUUUAUUAUCGCACUGUAAAUGGGCUGCAGCCACCGAUAAAAGUAAUGACACUGGGGAGAAUUCUUGUGAAGGAAUGGAAUCAUCUUAGCAUGCAGGUUCAUCACACCAGACUCAGUUUCUUUAUAAAUGGUUUGGAAGAUGAUAACACAGCUUUUGAUUCCAGAAGUUUCACUGGGUUAAUUGCAGAUCCAUUUGUUGAUGGUGAAUGGCAAAUUGGGCAAAAUUUAAAUGGUUCAGAGCAAUUUGUUGGAAGGAUGCAAGAUUUCAGAUUGUACCAAGUGGCGCUUACAAACAGAGACAUUUUUGAAAUAUAUUCUGGAAAAUUUCCUCAGCUCCACACUCUGCCAGAAUGUCGCUGUCCUGGAAGUCACCCAAGGGCACACCCUUUGGUUCAGAGGUACUGCAUCCCUAACGGUGCUGAUGACACAACCAACGACAGAGUGCUCAGGCUAAACCCUGAAUCUCACCCUUUGAGCUACAUCAAUGAUAAUGAUAUUGGGACUUCAUGGAUUUCAUCUGUAUUUCAGACCAUUGAAAAACUCAAUCAUGGAGUAUCCAUCAGAAUAGAUUUAGAAAAUGGACAAUAUCAGGUGUUUUACAUUAUACUCCAGUUCUUCAGUCCACAACCUGAAGCAGUGCGAAUACAGAGGAAAAAGCAACAGGACUUGGAAUGGGAAGAUUGGCAGUACUUUGCAAAGGACUGCAGUGUAUUUGGAAUGAAAAAUGAUGGAAUAUUGGAAUAUCCGGACUCAGUCAACUGCCUCCAGCUUCCCAGCAUUACUCCAUAUUCCCGUGGAAACAUUACUUUCAGUAUUCUCACUCCAGAACCAAAUCAUCGGCCAGGAUACAAUGAUUUCUAUAAUACUCCCACCCUACAAGAAUUCGUCCAAGCCUCAGAAGUAAAGAUCCAUCUAUUUGGCCAGUAUCAUACAACUGCAUCUUGGGUUAACCCUGGACACAGAUAUUAUGGAGUUAAUGAAAUUACUAUCAGUGGGAGGUGUAAUUGUUUUGGCCAUGCAGAUCAUUGUGACACAAGUGUUAAUCCAUACAGAUGUCUUUGCUCCAAGGAAAGCUACACCAAAGGCAGAAAUUGUGAUCAAUGUUGGCCACUGUACAAUGACAAGCCUUUUCAUUCAGGAGAUCAAGUUCAUGCUUAUAAUUGCAAGCCUUGUGAAUGUUAUGGCCAUGCAAUAAGCUGUCACUACAACAGGACAAUGGAUUCUUUUCCUAAUGAACACUACAGAGGUGGUGGUGGAGUCUGUGAUAACUGUCAACAUAACACCACAGGAAGAAACUGUGAGUUGUGUAAGGAUUUCUUCUAUCAGCAUAUAGACGUAAAUCUCUCGGCUGUGGAUGUUUGCAAACCUUGCGAAUGCUAUACAGCAGGCACCAAAAACAGUAGCCACCCCUGUAAUAUGAGGGGAGGCCAGUGUGAUUGUAAAAGACAUGUGUCUGGCAGACAGUGCAAUCACUGCCAGGAAGGAUUCUACAACCUCCAACAGUCAAACCCUGAUGGCUGCAGCCCCUGUAACUGUAAUGCCUCUGGGACACUCAAUGGAGAUAUUACCUGUCACCAAAAUUCAGGCCAGUGCAAGUGCAAAGAAAAUGUUAUUGGUCUCAGAUGCGAUCACUGUAACUUUGGAUAUAAAUACCUACACAAUUUUAAGGAAGAUGGUUGUGAGCCUUGUCAGUGUGACAUCUAUGGUUCCAUGAAUGAUCUCUGUAACCCUUCCACUGGUCAGUGCAAGUGUAAGGAAAAUGUAAAAGGACUUCAUUGUGAUAUCUGCAUUGAUGGCUUUUAUGGGAAGGAUGCUUCUGGCUGUAAGCCUUGUGAUUGUCAAAUGGAAGGUUCUGUUUCUGGUACCAUGUGUGAUCCUAAAACAGGGAAGUGUUUCUGCAAGCCAAACUUUGGGGAAAGGCAAUGCGACACCUGCAUAGAAGGAUAUUACAAAGUGCAGCAAAAUGAUUCUUCAGCCUGUUUACCAUGUAACUGUGAUAGGUCAGGAACGGUAAAUGGCUCUUUGUUGUGUGACAAGUCAACAGGACAAUGUCCUUGCAAAACAGGUGUCACUGGCCUUCAGUGCCACCAGUGCAUGCCUCAAAUGUACAACCUCACUGCUCAAAACCUUCUUGGUUGUGAGAUUUGUGACUGCGAUCCUUUGGGGACAGUGCUAGGAACUGCCUGUGAUCCAAUCAGCGGUCAAUGUGUUUGCUUAUCUCAACGCUACGGAAGGAGAUGUGACAUGUGUAAACCAGGGUUUUAUGUUUCUGUGCAUGCUGUCAAUGGCUGCUUUCCCUGCUUAUGCAAUGCAAGGGGGUCCGUGGAUGAGAUCUGCAACAGUCUCACUGGCCAGUGUGUUUGCACGGAUUUUUCUGUGGCUGGGAUGAGGUGUGAUCGUUGCAAGGAAUACUAUUAUGGGUUUGAUUCAGAAACUGGGAGAUGUCAGCGUUGUAAUUGUCAUCCUGCAGGAGCAAUUAAUGGGACUUGCCAUCCCAUUACUGGACAAUGUGUGUGUAAACAAUUUGUAACUGGCUUGAAAUGCGACAACUGUGUUCCCAGCGCUAGUAAUUUGGAUGUAUACAACCUAUUUGGCUGCAGUAAAACUCCUUCCCAGCAGCCCCCACCAGAAGGACAAGCUCUAAAUUCUUCUGCUAUCAGACUAGCUUGGAAUCCACCUGAUUCCCCAAAUUCAAACCAGCUUACUUACAAACUCUACAGAAAUGGGAGUCAAAUCUAUACGACAGAGGACAACUACCCUUAUAGCAUGCAUGUCUUCACUGACAGCUCCUUGCUCCCCUAUGUCUCCUAUUCAUACCACCUUGAGGCCAGCAAUAUCCAUGGAUCUACAAGAAGUACUGCCUUGAUGUACAGGACAUUGCCAGGGGUACCAACAGGGAGUCUGCAUUUAAGUCCAAUUCUUCCUGUUGGGCCACACUCUGUUUCACUCAGCUGGACAGCCUUAGCAAAUGACUCUGGUCCCAUAGAGAAAUACAUCUUGACAUGCACUUCUUCACUUAACCUUCAGCCUUGUGGCCAAUAUGAAGGCUUAGAAACUUCUGUAACUGUUCAGAAUUUGUUUCCAUUUGCAAAAUACAUUUUUUGCGUUCAAGCAUGCACUGGCGGUGGCUGUUUGUUGAGCCAGCAGGUGACAGUCAUGACUGCACAGGCCUCUCCCGAGGAGCAGCAGCCUCCAGUCGUCCAUAGCAUCAGUGCUACAGAGUUUGCUGUUGAAUGGGCUCCUCCCAAGAAAGCCAACGGCAUAAUUAUUAGAUAUGAACUCUAUAUGAGAGGAGCUCUGCAAAUGAAUGGAAGCCAUAUUCCCCCAGAGAGCCGAAUCUUCCAAACCAGUGGAUGGUUCAGUCCUUAUCCAGUGACCGAAUCUGCCAACGAGAAUGCUUUGACACCGCCUCUAACAAGCACCAUCAUCACUGGCUUGGAGUCAUUCACUGAGUAUGAAUUCCGUAUUUUAUCAGUCAAUAUGGCUGGGAGCACAUUUUCAAGUUGGACAUCACAGAGAACAGCAGAGGCAGCUCCUGUAUUCAUGCCACCUCCAUCAGUAUUCCCUCUUUCACCAUAUUCUCUCAAUGUAUCUUGGGAAAAGCCACAAGAUAAUGAAGCAAGAGGAGAAGUGAUGGGGUACAGCGUCAAUGUAAUUACCGAACAAAAAGUAUCGCCAGUGUUUUCUCAGGUUUUGUAUAUCGCUGACACUCAUGAACAGUUCUACAUAGUGACGGGACUGGAACCAUACAAAAUUUACAAUUUUGAGAUUACUCUUUGCAAUCGGCAGGGUUGUAUCAACAGUGAGCCAGGAAUGGGACAAACCUUAGCUGCUGCACCAGGAGGACUAAUUGCCCCUUCUGCUGAAGGAGUAAACAGCACAGUAAUAAAGAUAAGUUGGGAUGAACCUAAAGAACUUAAUGGGCCUCCUCCAAUCUAUCAGCUGGAGAGAAUGGAUGCAUCUUUAGCAACAUCAAAUGUAACUGUAAUAAAAGGAAUUCGUUUCCCAGGAAAUGGAUAUUAUAAAUUUCCAAGUUCUAUUCUGCCAGCAAAUGCAUAUUUUACAGGUAUUAAAGUGAGUUUUAGAACUACAGAACUUGAUGGCCUAAUACUUUUCUCCAUCUCACCUGGGAAUCAAGAGGAAUAUAUUGUACUACAGAUGCGAAAUGGACGGCUGUACUUUCUCUUUGAUCCACAGGGAUCUGCUGUUUCACUAACUCCAGAUAAUGAUGGUGGGAGACAAUAUAAUGAUAACAGUUGGCACCAUAUAAUUGCUGUAAGAAAUCAAGCUUUGGGAACAAUCAUUGUAGAUGGGCAGUUCACAGCUUCCUCAUCAGCAACUAGUGGUAGUACUAUUAUUGGAGAAAACACGGGAGUUUUUGUUGGAGGACUUCCACAGGGUUUUAAAAACCUAAGAAAAGACACAGGCACCACUGAAGUCAUCACAAAAGGAUUUGUGGGGUGUCUCCGUGACAUCUUUGUGAAAAAGAUGCAUCAUCCCCAUGAAGUUUGGGAGCCUUUAGAAUGGAAAGAAGCAGUAGAGCAGCACAAUGUUUUUCCCAGCUGGGAAGGGUGUCCCAGCAUUCUUGCAGAAGGAGCACAUUUUCUUGGGAAAGGUUUCCUAGAACUACAUUCAGAUAUUUUUCAUGAUGGCUUGGACAUCGAGAUCUCCUUUACAUUUAAAACAGAUCAACUGAAUGGAUUACUUCUGUUCGCUUACAACAAAGACGGGCCUGAUUACAUUGCUGCAGAACUGAAGAGUGGAAUCCUGACUUUUCUGCUAAAUAAUGGCAUUGCUUCUACACAUGUGAAUCUUUGGUUAGGAUUAUCCUAUUGUGAUGGGAAGUGGAAUAAAGUUAUUCUGAAAAAAAGAGGAUUGGCAAUUUCAGCUAGCAUGAAUGAAUUGACCGAACAUUUGGUGGAACCUGGUUUGGAGCAGCUGUUUUUAAACUCUCCAGUCUACAUUGGAGGAAUCCCAGAUGGGGUGCAGCAUGCCUUUAAACAGCUGGGAUUAGAACAUGGUUUUGGUGGCUGCAUGAAGGAUGUUAAAUUUACACGAGGUGCUGUCGUUAACUUGGCAUCUGUGUCCAGCAGUGCUGUCAGAGUCAAUCUGGAUGGAUGCCUAUCAACUGACAGUGCUGUUAACUGCAGGGGAAAUGACUCCAUCCUCGUGUACCGAGGAAAAGAGAAGAGUGUUUAUGAGAGUGGCCUACAGCCAUUUACAGAAUAUCUAUACCGGGUAAUUGCUUCUAACGAAGGAGGAUCUGUAUCUAGUGCCUGGAACCGAGGCCGCACAAGAGAAUCAGCUUCACAAAACGUGCCAACACCCUCAAGAGUUCACAGCAUAAAUGGUUACAGUGUUGUGGUGACAUGGGAUGAACCAGUUGGAGUCAAGGGUGUAAUUGAGAAGUAUAUUCUGAAAGCAUCCAGUAAAGAUGGUCCUAGCAUGUCUACUGUCAGUACAGAGAUUUCUAAUACGAGUGCAAUCGCAGGCACGCUGACAGGCUUGCGGCCCUUUGCAAAGUAUGCUGUAACCCUAACAACUUGCACUUUGGCUGGCUGUACUGAGAGCUCACAUGCCUUGAACAUCUCCACUCCACAAGAAGCUCCAGAAAAUGUUGAGCCACCCACAGCUGUUUCAUUCCCCACAUCGUUAUUGUUGAAUUGGGUCCCACCAAGAACUCCAAAUGGGAUUAUAACACAAUAUUUUUUAUAUAUGAAUGCUCAACUAAUUUAUACCGGAAAUGAAACCAAUCAUAUUGUCAAGGAUUUAAGAGUUUUUACACCCUACCAGUUUGUCAUCAGUGCCUGCACAGUUGCUGGCUGUGCAAACAGUUCCAAGGUUACCCUGAUUACAGCACAGCUGCCUCCCGCUCACGUGGAUGCGCCAGUCCUUACAGCCUUGGAUUCUAGAACAAUACAUGCACAGUGGAAAGCACCAGAGGAAAUAAAUGGAAAUCUGCACCGCUACAUUCUCUAUAUUGCCAACAAUGAAACAAACAUUACAAAGUGGAAUGCAAUCUUUAAUUCUACAGAUCUUUUUCAGGAUUUUACUAUCCAACACCUUUCUCCUGGUACUAAAUACUUCAUUAAACUGGCGGCCUGCACCGGAGGUGGAUGUACAAUAAGCGAAACUAAUUCAGCAGUAACUACUGAGAGUACUCCAGAAGGUAUUCCUGCUCCUGAAAUCCAGUCGUAUUCCUCUGACUCCUUUAACAUCUCCUGGACUAAGCCAGAGUACCCGAAUGGAUUUAUUACUAGUUAUGGACUCUAUAUGAAUGGCAUUCUGGUACAGAACUCAUCACAGCUGAGUUAUCAUACUUCUGGACUUUCUCCUUGGAGUCUGCAUUCUUUCAGAGUUCAGGCAUGUACUGCAAAGGGAUGUGCUUUAGGCCCACUGGUAGAAGCUCGUACAUUGGAAGAUGCACCUAAAGGGAAAAUGGAAGUAUUUAUCAUCAAUGAUGGAUCCAGAGGAGUUCAAGUGAAAUGGCUUCCUCUGCAUAAGCCAAAUGGGCAGAUACGCUAUGCUGUUCUUUUUACUGGCAUCUUCUAUACUGAUGAAGUGAAUGGUGAUUAUGUUAUUUUAAAUGGGACACGAAUUUUACAUACCAAUAAAGAAGCAAAUGUGUGGGUGUCGAUUGGAGGACUGGUCCCAUUUUCAAACUACACAGUAGAAGUUAAUGCUUCCAAUAGCCAAGGCUAUGUGAUCAGUGAUCCUGUAACCAUUGCCAUACCUCCUGGGGCACCAGAUGGCAUGUUGCCUCCAAGGCUUUCAUCUGCCACGCCGACCAGUCUUCAGGUUGUCUGGUCUAUACCAGUUCGCAACAAUGCUCCAGGCUUACCCAGCUACCGACUCCAAAUGAGGCCUAAGCACUCCCCAGAAGAUAUCCUAGAGUUGUUUUCAAAACCUUCAGCUUCUUUAAACUACAUAGUCAAGGAUCUACAGCCAUAUACAUCCUAUGAAAUGAGAGUUAUUGCCUGCAAUGGAUACGGUGAUGCAUACAGCAACUGGAGUGUAAUGGUUACAGCAGAGGACAAGCCAGGUCCUAUGGACCCACCACUCCUGUUGGAUGUUAAAUCCAGAGCUGUAUCAAUCUCUUGGCAGCAUCCAUCUAAGCCAAAUGGCAUUAUCUCCCACUAUAACAUUUACCUAAAUGGCCAACUGCACACAACUGUUCCAGGAAUCACAUCUAAAUGCACUGUACAUUUCUUGCAACCCUUCACAGUCUAUCAGUUUCAAGUAGAAAGUUGCACUUCCCAAGGAUGCUCACUUUCCCCUGUGACUUUACCUGUACAAACCCUUCCAGAUGCACCUGAAGAUAUCCCCGUUCCAGAACUAUAUUCAGACACACCAACAUCUGUGCUAAUAUCAUGGCAACCUCCUCUUCAUCCAAAUGGACUGGUUGAAAACAUUACCAUAGAAAGGAGAACGAAGAGGACUGAACAAGUAUCCACUGUUGCCACCCUGCCUUUCAAUUAUUCCAAGAACUACCUCGACCAAAGUGCUGCUCUUAAUCCCUGGAAGAAAUAUGAAUACAGAAUAUUGGCAAGUACUUUUAAAGGAGGUACUAACAGUAGUGCUUGGGCAGAAGUUACCACCAGGCCCUCCAGACCUGCAGGCAUCCUGCCUCCCAUGGUGGACGUGUUCGGCCCAGACACUGUACAGGUUUCCUGGAAUUCUCCAUUUAUCCCAAAUGGAGAAAUACUGAGUUAUGAGAUCCGCAUGCCAGAUCCUCGAAUAACUCUUACCAGCAACUUGUCAUCAUCAAUGAGCCAGAUAGUGACCAACCUGGUCCCUUUCACAAACUACUCAGUCACCAUAAUAGUUUGCUCUGGAGGUGGUGACUACAUUGGAGGAUGCACAGAGAGUCUACCUACGUUCAUGAGUACCCAUCCAACACUUCCCCAGGGUCUUAGCCCUUUGUCUGUGAUCCCAAUCAGUGAGUCAUUUAUUGCUGUUUCCUGGCAACCACCAUCCAGGCCCAAUGGACCCCACAUAAGGUAUGAGCUCCUGAGACGUAAAAUCCAGCAGCCACUUGCAUCAAAUCCCCCUGAAGAUUUAAAUCUCUGGCACAAUAUUUACUCAGGAACUCAGUGGUUUUAUGAAGAUAAGGGUCUUAGCAGGUACACAACAUAUGAAUAUAAGCUUAUAGUGCACAAUGAUGUAGGGUAUACAUCAAGUAAAGAAGUGAUUGCUACAACAUUGGCAGGCUUUCCAAAGAAAGGAAGUAAAGUAACAGCACAACCCCUGAACCAUACUGCUAUAAAAGUGGAGUGGUCCACACCAACCCUGCAAGAUUUACAAGGCAGCACUGAAUAUUUCCUCCUCUUAUGGAAUGAUACUGGCCAUAACAACUCCAAGAAGAUCCCUGCCAGUGAGAACCAUGCCUUCAUUGGAGCAUUGCGGCCGAACACAGAAUACCAGAUUUUACUGCAGGUUUUCAAUGGGAUGCACAGCAUCACCAGUGAGGCAGUGCAUGUGACUACAGCAGAUGGAAAGCCGGAGGGCAUGUUCCCUCCAGAGGUUGUCAUCAUCAACAGUACAGCUGUACGUGUCAUCUGGACAUUGCCUUCAAACCCAAAUGGUGUUGUCACAGAGUAUUCUGUCUAUGUAAAUAAUAAGCAAUACGAGACUGGAAUGAAGGAGCCUGGGUCUUUCCUUUUAGGGGAUUUGUCUCCAUUCACCGUCUACGAUAUACAGGUUGAAGUCUGCACUGUAUAUGCUUGUGUACAAAGCAAUCGAACACAAAUUACAACUGUGGAGGAUGAACCAAAUGAGUUAGCUGCACCACAGGUUCAUGUUCUCAGUUCAAGGUCACUUCAGAUUAACUGGGCAUCACCAGGUCAACCCAAUGGGAUUAUCCUUGGAUAUAAUCUCUUGCGUACAGCUCAUCGCCGGUGCACUGAAGCACAGCAACCAUUCAGACACCCAAGCUGGGCAGCAUGUCUGUCUUUGGAAUGUGAUAUUCAUGAAAACAUCUGUGGAGAUGUGUGCUAUAACCCACAGUUUCAGGUGUGUUGCAAUGGGAUUCUACACAAUAAUACCCCCGGUUUCCAGUGCUGUGAGGACAAGUAUUUCCUGUUUAAUCCCAGUACAUCUGGUGUUUGUUGUGGUAGCCAGAUGCAUGCCGUGCAACCAGACCACCGGUGCUGCGGUGGCUAUUACACAAGGGUAUUAGCAGGAGAGGUGUGCUGCCCAAAUGAAGAACACAACUGGGUGCCUGUUGGGAUUGGGGACUCCUGCUGCCAGGGUGUUCCUUAUUCCACAUCAGGGAACCAAAUAUGCUGUGGUGGAGCACUCUAUGAUGGCUUCAAUCAGCAAUGCUGUGGUGGACAAAUAGUAAGCAAAGACUUGAUCUGUUGUGGUGAUCAAGAGAAAGGGAGCAUCUAUCGACCUACAUCAGGAAUGUUCUGUUGUGGACAUGAAUAUGUGAAUAUGUCAAGUACCAUAUGCUGCUCAGCUUCCAGUGGAGAGUCUAAAGCCCACAUUAAAAAGAAUGACCCAAUGCCAUUAAAAUGCUGCGAGACUGAACUUAUUCCAAAAAGUGAGGAAUGUUGUAAUGGACUUGGAUAUAAUCCUUUGAAAUAUGUUUGCUCUGACAGGAUUUCAGUUGGAAUGAUGAUGAAGGUAAAAGAAGAAUGCCAAGCUAGUACUCUGUGCCCUCUAUCCAUGGAAGCAACUGCCUACUGUGGACGAUGUGACUUUGACAAACAUGCUCAUAUAUGUGCUUGGAUAAGGACUUCCCAGGGUCAUACAGAGAAGAAGGAAAACAACAACGUAUGUACAACUUUGGAAGAGACAAUCUAUACAGGAGGCCCAAAUCAAUAUUCCUUCACAGAUCUGAACCUAGAACCUUAUGUUACAUAUGAAUACAGGGUAGCUGCAUGGAACAAACGUGGAAAAGCUGAAAGUGAAACUGGCAGAGCCACUACUAAGCAGGAUGUCCCUGAAGGCUUAAAUCCACCCCAGUGGACCAAAGUGGACAAUCGAGAAGACAUCAUAUUUCUAAGCUGGAAGGAACCUCAACAACCAAAUGGUAUCAUAAUUCAUUACAUUGUUCUCCGAAAUGGAAUUGAGCGUUUCAGGGGAAAAGAACUGAGCUUCACAGACACCAGCGGUAUUCAACCAUAUCAGGAAUAUUCAUAUCAGUUGCGAGCUUGCACAGUUGCUGGUUGUGCAGACAGCAGCAAGGUAGUAGCAGUCACUGUCCAAGGAGUCCCAGAGAGUGUGCAGCCACCAACAGUUACAGCGUUGAGCACAAAGGCAUUGCAUCUGAGUUGGAUGGCACCAAGGAAACCAAAUGGUAUCAUCAGAGAAUACCAGAUCAGUCAAACUGGGAAAGGUCUUAUACAUUCUGACAUAGCAGGCAGAAUGCAGCAUACAGUAUCAGGUCUGCAGCCAUACAGAAACUACAGCUUUAGCCUUGCAGCAUGUACAUUUGCUGGAUGCACUUCUAGUCAAACAAGUUCAGGUAGAACAUUGCAAGCUGCUCCUUUAGGGGUGUGGUCACAGCCUCGUCAUAUCAUAGUGAGCUCAACUGUCGUGGAAUUGUACUGGGAUGAACCAGAGGAACCCAAUGGAAUUAUUUCUCAGUAUCGAUUGCUAUGUAAUGGAGAAGAGAUUUUCAAGGGUGGUAAAGAAAACCAGAACUUCACUCAUUCUGACCUUCAACCAAACAGCAGGUACAUUUACCAGCUAGAAGCCAGCACAUGGGGUGGCAGCAAUAUUAGUGACAAAUAUAUUAUCCAGACACCAGUAGCAACACCAGAGGAAAUUCAUAUCCCAUAUAAUGUCACAGUAAUUGAUUCAUUCUCCAUAUUUGUAGCUUGGAACACUCCUGGAUCAUUUAAAACCAACAUGCCUUUGAAGUACAACAUAUUACUAAAUUCUGGCAGUACCUCUCCCCUUAUAAAAUCAGUUGGCCAGCCUAACUUUGCUCUUUUGGACCAUCUGGAGCCAUACAGCCAGUAUGAGAUAAGGAUACAAGCCUGCCAGGAUGUUGGCUGUGGAGUUGGUGAACGAACAUAUGCAAGGACUGCUGAAGCACCCCCUAUGCAUUUAAGCUCCCCUGUCAUUACAGCCACUGGAUCAGCAUCUAUACAGGUGAAAUGGUCACCACCUAGGAAGCCCAAUGGAAUAAUCAGGAACUACUUUGUUUACAGGCACCUUGUGGGCACUCAAGAAGAACUUCUUGUGUUCAUCUGGUCUGAAGGUGCUUUAGAAUUUUUUGAUGCUACAGAUGUUCUUCAGCCCUUCACCGAGUACGAAUACCGCAUCAGAGCUCAGAAUUCCAAGGGUUCUGUGGAUAGUCCGUGGUCUUCAACACAAACCCAAGAAGCUCCACCUCAGGGCAUGAAAGCUCCUUGGGCCCAAGCAGUAAGCGCUUACUCUGUACUCCUGAACUGGACUAGCCCUGCUUCUCCGAAUGGUGCUAUUUCACAGUACCGUGUUGCCUAUCAAGAAAGACAGAGUGAUCCAACAUUUAGCACUCCGGCUGUUACGGCACUAACUGUAUCGGGACAGACGCAUCACACUCACUUGUUCGGCUUGAAGCCAUUCACAACCUACCAUAUUUACAUUGUUGCGGUCAACCGUGCUGGGCAAGUGUCAAGUCCAUGGACGUCCGUGCGCACCUUGGAAGCUCCCCCAAGUGGCCUGAGCAACUUCACUGUAGAAAGGAAAGAGGACGGCAGGUCUCUGUUACUUAAAUGGGCAGAGCCUUCCAAACCCAAUGGUAACAUUAAGACCUACAAUAUUUUCAACGAUGAUAACCUAGAAUACAGCGGUUUAUCUCGUCAGUUCCUCUUUCGACGCCUUGAGCCUUUUACUCUUUACACCCUGGUCCUUGAAGCUUGCACUGCAGCUGGCUGUUCUCGCUCUUCACCCCAGCCAAUCUGGACAGAUGAAGCCCCUCCUGUAUCUCAGAUGGCACCUGUAAUCCAGUCGGUGAAUGCAACUAGCAUUGGACUGAGCUGGUCCAAGCCAAUUAAUUCAAAUGGAAAAAUAAUACGCUAUGAAGUUAUUCACAGAUGCACCAAAGAAAAUGCUUCAGGGAACAAUGCAACAACAGAGGAAGAGAAAAUUGUUCUUUCAGAAUAUAACACUGAGAAUAAUACAUUCGAAUAUAAUGCACAUCAUUUGCAACCUUGGACUAGCCAUGAAUAUAAAAUACGUGCCUGGAAUUCAGCAGGCUACGCUGAUAGCUCUUGGACAGUCGCAAAGACCAGCCAAGCUGCCCCAAGGGGCUUGGCUCCACCUCUCUUGAGGCAUAUCCCAGCAAGCCCCAGCCAAGUGCUGAUUUUGUGGUCCUCCCCAGAAGAACCCAAUGGUGUUCUUCAGUCAUAUAGGCUCCAGAGAAAUUAUGUUGCCUAUCCUUUUAGUUUUGAUGCGACUACUUUUAACUAUACUGAUGAAGAGUUGCUGCCAUAUUCAGAAUACCACUAUGCAGUAACUGCUUGUACCAUGGGAGGUUGCUCCACCAGCAACCACACCAGUAUACGGACCCUAGAAGCAGCUCCAGCCAUGGUUGAUCCUCCUAUGCUAAAUCUGAGCUCCACCCAAAUGAAUGUAUCUUGGUCAACACCCCAAAUUCAAAAUGGAGAAAUCACAAAGUACAUUUUAAAAUUAAAUGGAGAAGAGGUCUAUAUUGGGAAAGGAUUCUUCAGGACUGUGUUGAACCUACAGCCCUACUCCGAGUAUGAUGUCACACUGCUUGCCUGCACAAGUGGAGGCUGCACUGCCAGUGCAUCCCAGUCCAUUAAGACCAUGGAAGCUCCUCCACUUAACCUAGAUGCUCCAAGGUUGCUAGUAACAGGUUCAGAAUCAAUAGAAAUCACAUGGAAAGCUCCUGCAAAUCCAAAUGGUAAAAUCCAGAUGUAUGAACUGAGGAGAAAUGGGUUACUGGUUUACUCGGGUAUGGAUACUCAUUAUCAUGACUUUAUGCUAACUCCAGGAAUAGAAUAUAGCUAUGCUGUAACUGCAAACAACAGCCAAGGAAGUAUUACCAGCCCACUGGCUAAAAUUAGAACCAAUCCCUCUGCCCCUUCUGGAAUGUCACCUCCUAGGCUGCAGGCAUGGUCUUCGGAAACAAUAUUGGUUAAUUGGGAUACUCCUGCAAAAGUCAGUGGUGAUAUUAUCAAUUAUACAAUCACCCUUCGGGACCCUAUUAUAUCAGAAAAGGAAACUGUUCAUUUGAAUUCUUCUCAUGUUUCAUUUGGAAGACAGUCCUACACUUUAGCAGGACUAAAACCCUAUCAUAGGUAUGAAGUCCAAGUGCAGGUUUGCACACUCCUGGGAUGUACUUCUAGCGAAUGGGCUUCUGUACAAACUCCCGAAGCACUCCCUGAAACACAGCCUGCCCCUCUCGUGGAUGUCCAGUCAAGCCGUGUGGGAUUCCGGUCAGCUGUGUCCAUCGUAUGGACAGGGCCAAAGCAACCCAAUGGAAAGAUCUUAUAUUACGAGCUUUACCGAAGACAGGCGACACCCAGCCAACUAAAUCAAGACCCGGUACUUGUUUAUAAUGGCUCAUCUACUUCAUUCAAAGAUGUCCUGCUCCUACCUUUUACAGAGUAUGAAUAUCAGGUUUGGUCAGUCAACUCUGCAGGCCGGACGGCUAGCAGCUGGACCCCUUGUAAGACAGGCCCAGCCCCUCCGCAAGGACUCCCUGCACCACGCUUUGGCACAGUGGCUUCUACUUCUGCUGUGGUGAGCAUCAGUCCCCCGCUUAAGCCAAAUGGAAUAGUCAGUCUCUACAGGCUCUUCUCAAAUAGUACCAAAGGAAAGGAUGUAGUGCUGUCAGAAGGAACUGCCACCCAGCAAACAAUCCAUGGUCUGAAGCCUUUUACCACCUAUUCCGUCGGGGUGGAGGCCUGCACUUGCUUCAACUGCUGCAGCAAAGGCCCCAUGGCACAAGUCACUACUCAGCCAGCUCCCCCUGCAGAACAGCCUCCUCCCCACGUCCACAGCAUGUCGUCACGGGUUGCUUCUUUUCAGUGGGAUGCGCCUCAGGAACCCAAUGGCAUUGUGGGGAGAUAUGAACUCCACAUGUACGCUUCCUGUCCUGCUCAUGUACAGCCAAUAGAAAGGACUUGUAAAGCUGGCCCAGUUGAAGUGAGAUAUGCAGGGAAUGGUCAGCAUUCCAAUGUCAGUGAUCUACAGCCUUAUACAACCUACAAGCUGAGAGUGGUGUCCUACAAUUCAGCAGGCAGCACUGCUUCAGAAUGGAUCAGCUUUACCACACAAAAGGAAGUACCUCAAUACAAAGCUCCAUUUACAGUUGUCAGCAAUUUAUCCACCAUCUACCUUGACUGGAGUCACACCUUCGUACUGAACGGGCCACUAAAGGCAUAUGUGCUAAUGGAGGGAGGACAACGCAUCUACAGUGGCUUUGACACCACGCUCUAUCUGCCAAGGACAUCUGAUAAAAACUAUUUAUUUCAGGUAUCCUGCGUCACUGAUGAAGGGAGUGCUGUGACACCUGUGAUCAAAUACAACACUGCUACAGGACUGGGUCCCACAUUAACAACGCCAGGAGAAAAUCAUGGAGUGAAGACAAAGCAGGCCGUGUUCUACACAGAGCUUUGGUUUGUGGUCCUAAUGGCUAUCCUUGGCUUGCUCCUUCUGGCAAUUUUUUUGUCCCUGAUUCUGCGAAAGAAAAUAAGCAAACAGCCAUAUGCACGGGAAAGGCCUCCUUUAGUCCCACUCCAAAAGAGGAUGUCACCAAUGAGUGUCUAUUCACAAGGAGAAACGCACAUGGGACUGGCAGAUACAAAAAUACCAGGACCAGCAUCUCCUAGGAGUUUGCAUAGCAGUCAAAGCACUUCUGGCCUUCAGGUACCAAGCCAAAGCCAGAUGCUGCACACCUUUUCUCAAGGUUCCCUACGUCGAAGUGUUAGCCAGCUCAUUGAUGUCUAUGACAAGAAAUCCUUGACAGACGAUAUGGUUUGGGAUACCAUUCUUCAUGGUCAUGACAGUGGUUUGUAUGUGGAUGAUGAAGACCUUGUGAGCACUAUCAAAGGCUUCAGCAUGGUUACCAAAGAACAUACAACGUUUACAGAUACACAUUUGUGAGUAGUAUGUCCAGCAUUUGACAAUUUAGACAAAAGAAUCCAGCCAUUCUAAAUACAUCGCUGUUUAGAGUCAUUUGAUGCAAUGUCUCUACUGAAAUGUUGAUUUCUUGGGUAGUGGGUGCUUGAAAUGCAUUAAAAGAAAAAUCU
This is a messenger RNA of Varanus komodoensis (Komodo dragon), 15764 nucleotides long. It is a transcript of the gene USH2A, whose product is annotated as usherin. The coding region runs from base 1 to 15618 and encodes 5205 amino acids. The record is from RefSeq and is a predicted model, not a curated record. Gene Ontology annotation, molecular function: protein binding. NCBI's taxonomy places the organism in Eukaryota, Metazoa, Chordata, Lepidosauria, Squamata, Varanidae. The transcript has 71 exons.